This is a messenger RNA of Sapajus apella (tufted capuchin), 2124 nucleotides long. It is a transcript of the gene BMP8A, whose product is annotated as bone morphogenetic protein 8a. Gene Ontology annotation, molecular function: cytokine activity; growth factor activity. Gene Ontology annotation, cellular component: extracellular region. Gene Ontology annotation, biological process: SMAD protein signal transduction. The record is from RefSeq and is a predicted model, not a curated record. The transcript is spliced from 7 exons. Lineage: Eukaryota; Metazoa; Chordata; Mammalia; Primates; Cebidae. Bases 358 to 1566 code for a protein of 402 amino acids.
GGGACUCGCGGGAAUCUCACCACCCGGGUCGCUGCCGGAGCUCGCCCGUCGCCCCUGCGCUGCGCGGACCGCGGCCACAGCCGGACAGGCGGGCACGGCGGCGACAGACGGAUUGGCGGACAGUCCCAGCCCGCGGAGUAGCCCCGACCUCGAGGCGCUGGCGUCCGCGUCCGCUCGUCUGGGAGCCUGGGCAGGUGCCGCGCAGGAGGCGCUCCGGAGACCGCGCUGAGGCCGCGGACGCCGCCCGCCCGGUCCCGCUGCCCGCUGAGCCCAGCACCCCGCUCGACGUCGGGGCGUCCCCGGGCCCAGGGGCGGCCGCGGAGCCGAUGCGCGCCCGCUGAGCACCCCCGGCCCACCAUGGCCGCACGCCCCGGCCCGCUCUGGCUCCUGGGCCUGGCGCUGUGCGCGCUGGGCGGGGGCGGCCCCGGCCCGCGACCCCCGCCCGGCUGUCAUCAGCGGCGUCUGGGCGCCCGCGAGCGCCGGGACGUUCAGCGCGAGAUCCUGGCUGUGCUCGGGCUGCCCGGGAGGCCCCGGCCCCGCGCGCCACCCGCCGCCUCCCGGCUGCCCGCGUCCGCGCCGCUCUUCAUGCUGGACCUGUACCACGCCAUGGCCAGCGACGACGACGAGGACGGCGCGCCCCCGGAGCGGCGCCUGGGCCGUGCCGACCUGAUCAUGAGCUUCGUCAACAUGGUGGAGCGAGACCGUGCCCUGGGCCACCAGGAGCCCCACUGGAAGGAGUUCCACUUUGACCUGACCCAGAUCCCGGCUGGGGAGGCGGUAACAGCCGCGGAGUUCCGGAUUUACAAGGUGCCCAGCACCCACCUGCUCAACAGCACCCUCCAUGUCAGCAUGUUCCAGGUGGUCCAGGAGCAGUUCAACAGGGAAUCUGACUUGUUCUUUUUGGAUCUUCAGACGCUUGGAGCUGGGGAUGAGGGCUGGCUGGCGCUGGACAUCACAGCAGCCAGUGACCACUGGUUGCUGAAGCGUCACAAGGACCUGGGACUCCGCCUCUAUGUGGAGACUGAGGAUGGGCACAGCGUGGAUCCUGGCCUGGCCGGCCUGCUGGGCCAACGGGCCCCCCGCUCCCAACAGCCUUUCGUGGUCACUUUCUUCAGGGCCAGUCAGAAUCCCGUCCGCAUCCCUCGAGCAGUGAGGCCACUGAGGAGGAGGCAGCCGAAGAAAACCAACGAGCUGCCGCAGGACAGCCGGCUCCCAGGCAUCUUUGAUGAUGUCCACGGCUCCCACGGCCGGCAGGUCUGCCGUCGGCACGAGCUCUACGUCAGCUUCCAGGACCUCGGCUGGCUGGACUGGAUCAUCGCCCCGCAAGGCUACUCAGCCUAUUACUGUGAGGGGGAGUGCUCCUUUCCGCUGGGCUCCUGCAUGAACGCCACCAACCACGCUAUCCUGCAGUCCCUGGUACACCUGAUGAAGCCAGACGCAGUCCCCAAGGCGUGCUGUGCGCCCACCAAGCUGAGUGCCACCUCCGUGCUCUACUAUGACAGCAGCAACAACGUCAUCCUGCGCAAGAAGCGCAACAUGGUGGUCAAGGCCUGUGGCUGCCACUAAGCCCAGCCCACCCACCCUGCUGGAGCCGCCCUUCUCAUCAGAUCUGGCCCCUUGGAAGCAGGAAACCCUUCAAUGCUGUCACAGCUCAAGCAGGAGUGUCAGGGGCCCUCACUUUCCAUGCCUACUUUCUGUCAGGCUUCUGGUCCUUGCGAGGUCCCUCUGUGCCUCUCCCCUGGGGUUUGUGGCUGUCACCCUGCCUGACACUUUGGUGGCCUAAGGGUACACAGCAGUCUUGGAGCCUGUGCUGACUUCACUGUCUGGAGUCAGCACAGAAGUCCUAUCUUAGGACCUGUUAGACUGUGGCCAGCCCUGGAUGGUCUGAGGUUGGCUGACGCGAGCUUUGCACCAUCAUCUACACAGGGUUUUGGGGUGGGCAGAAGGGCUCUACCCCUUCCCAGGGACAACACUUGGGCAUUUCUGGGCAUAAUUGGGCAUGCACAUGUUCUCAGUACAGUGUGUUCUUGGAUUUUUCUAAUUUGGUCCAGGCCACAGUUAGCAUAUUAGAAAAAGAAUAAGCUAGAGGUGCUCAUGAAGCCACCACCGUGGAUUUUUUUUUUU